AACUUUAGAAUUGCAUUUCCAUAAAAAGAGACGGUUGUUACCUGUGGUUUAUUGUAUUAUCCCCCCUUUUGUUAAUUACAUAGUGUGAUUUUUGUUUUGUACUAAUACACACAACGCACCAGUUGGUGGUAGACAGUAUUUUGGCAAAGGCGGAAUCUUUGCCAAAUAUGAAGCAGAAGAAGGAGAACAAUGUCGCUAAAAGGGCUAUCGGGUUUUCUUUUAGUACCUCAGACAAACUAAGUUGAUUAUGAAGAUAUAAUCUAUCUAGUUUUUUGUAUUUGUUUGUAUAGAAAAGUAGAAAAUAUUAGAUAUUCGUCUGGACACUCCAUACCAGUAGGUGGCGGAAAUGCACAAAUUCGUUGUUUGCCAACCGCCAAUAAACCUCGAAGACGAAGAAGAAGAAAAAGCACGAAGAAGAGUGGUGCAUGUGAGGACAGCGACGUUGUAAACAGAUUUCUAAUCUCUCUUUAGUCAUUAAAACUCCUCAAACUGCUGGUUUGUAAAUCACUGGAUAUCACCGUCACCAUAGUAACACGGAGCUACCUGCUAACUGAAACUACAGGCCGAGAAGAAGAAGAAGAAGAAGAAGAAGAAGAAGAAGAAGUCAGUAUGGACUCCUGGGUUCGCUUCAACUCCCAAAGUCAAGCCAAGGAGCGAGUUAUCAGGGCCGCUCAGUAUGCGUGCACUCUGCUGGGAUACACUCUGCAGAAAGGAGGCGCGGCGGCUGAACUUCAUAAAACCAUCGGUCAGCUGGAGGCACACAUGAGCCUGACCAGGAAGUUGCUGCGUCUGGGAAACUCGGUGGAGGCUCUGGAGUCCGCCAAGAGGGCGAUCCACCUGUCCGACAGCGUGCUGAGACUCUGCCUCACCAUCAGCCACCUGAACAGAGCCAUGUACUUCGCCUGUGAUAACGUCCUGUGGGCGGGGAAGACGGGAAUCAUCUCCAAACUGGACAUGAAGAAGUGGAGUGAGAGAUCCUUCAGGUAUUACCUCUUCGCUCUGAUCCUGAACCUGACUCGUGAUCUGUACGAGCUCCGCCUCCUCAUCGAUUGUGAGGCGCGUCACAGAGCAUCCAAACACCCUCCCUCUCCUCACCCUGGCUCCGCCGACCAGUUGUCCUCUCCGUCCUCCUCACCUGUCGCCCUCAACGCUCCGCCGGUCAUGUUGGCGGGGCUCCGCAGACAGCUCCGCCUGCUGGCGACGGUGCUGUACAGCAACCCGCCGCUGUCGCUGGACCUCCUGAAGAACAGCUGCGACAUCUUUAUCCCUCUGGACCGGCUCGGGAUAUACAGCACAGGAUCCGGGUUUGUGGGGCUCUGCGGACUCACCUCCUCAAUCCUCAGCAUCCUCACCCUCAUCCACCCCUGGCUCAAACUGAAACCGUGAACACAGACGCACACGGGAGGAGGAGGGCGGCUGUGAUCAGAGUCUUACACUGAACAAGAACAGCAGCUUCUGAUGUACUCUGAUCAUAUUUUGAAAAGCUGCAGGACUUUAAAGCCCCUGAAACAGCGGUAAGCUGUCAUCCUGCAUCUCUCAGUCCUGCAGUAAAAUCUCUUAACUGAACUUCACAGGAAGAAAAGGAAAGUCAGUCCUCUUUGUGAGCUACAGAUCACAAAGAGGACUGACUGACUGAUUAACUGAGUGUGUGCUAAAACUUCAUAGGACACCUUAAGUCGACACUGAGUUUCCUGCAGCUACCUUUACUCACUCAGUGUCCCCGCACACAUCAAACUGCUAAAUAUGUUUUUUUGUUUGUCUUAGAAAUCAAAUGACAACCAUAUAAAUCAGCAUAAGAACCUUUUAGCUGCCCUUAGACUAAAUGAAAGUUCAGCUUUGCACCACUUGGGAUCUAACAUUACAUCAACAUUACUUGUCUGUGGUGCACUUUCUGCCACUUCCUGGCUAAUGCUAAUAUUAGCUUGUGAGUGGUUGAAUGCAGACAGCAGCAUGAAGGGUUGUCUGAUAUGUUUUCCCUUACAUAAUGGCUGAAUGUCCCUCCAUAAAUUCACUGUGCGUUAUGAACAACCGAACAGCUGUGAAAUGUUAACUAUUUGUCAGAUGCUCAACAUUAACACGACUUAAACUGGAAUACAGAUGUGCAACAUUUUGCUGCAGGAACGGCAGAGAGGAAUGGACGUUAUGUGAAUGUGGUUAAUGGUCAGAUCUGUUUCCAUACUGAGGGGAGCAAAGGCGCUUGGUUUUAAUUUCUGUGAGCCAAUGAUGUAAAACAGUGACAGAAAGGAAUGUAUUCCAAUAAAGAGGCUGUCCUGCAAAACGGCACAUAAAGAAUCAGCCUGCUCACAUAAAAAAACGAGAAGAAACCUUCAGCACAGGCUUUUACUUACACGGUCCUGAAUCCCUCCUUCACACAUGCGGGAAGCUUGCCCUGCUGACAUGAUGUCAAACAGGACAAGAUGGUGGAUUAAGCAAGAGUCUGACGGUACGAUGACAGUUCAUGUUUAUGUGUAAUUCGAUGUAUUCAGAGUACAGACAGACAGACUGAGCUGAAAACAUCAUGAAGCAUCUUCGUCACGAUCACAGAGAUUGAAACAGUCACAGCAUAUAAACAUCAUUAUUUGAGUUUAUACAUCAGCUCACCUGGAGUUCAUGUGUUUUACUAAAGCGCUUGCAUGAGAAAGUCCGCUGUGUAAACUUCAGCGUUCACUCUGUGAUGCCGCUCACUUCGGGAACUUUCAAGAGUUUUGUGUACGUCCGAAAAGAUGAUCCAAAAUGUCAUUUUUUUUCUUCGAUUAUUGUCAACUGUAUUUUAAAAACCAUACAUGUGAAAUAGGAGGAAACUUGCCCUCAUACAACAGUCUCAUGAGAAAUGACUGGAUAUUAACCACAUUAAUUAUGUUUCUAUGUAAUUAAGAUUUUCAUAUUACAUCGUCCACACUGACAGACCACUGAUACACUUUUGAUUUUGAAGCCCUGACGUUUGUCACAAAGUUAGUCCUUAUUUUCCUUCUCUGAUUUGGGUUUAAUCUUUUUGAUUUUCUAGCCUCUACGUUACUGAAUUGUCCAGAACGCCUCAAAGACAAACUCAUUAAGCUUGUUAAGAACUGCUCCUCCGCACCGACUUUAAAAGGCUGUCAACGUCUCGACUUCUGUAGCUUAACUACGAAAUGUCUUUAAAUAUUAGAGCAGAAAUAAUUCAUGAUCAGAGGAAACAUUUGAUGAGCUGCAGUCUGAAAUAUCACUGUAUGUAUGUGUUACUGUUUUAACCAGACUUAUGAGUUAUUAAAUAAAAACUUUUAACACG
This is a messenger RNA of Labrus mixtus (cuckoo wrasse), 3265 nucleotides long. It is a transcript of the gene pex11b, whose product is annotated as peroxisomal biogenesis factor 11 beta. NCBI's taxonomy places the organism in Eukaryota, Metazoa, Chordata, Actinopteri, Labriformes, Labridae. Gene Ontology annotation, biological process: peroxisome fission; regulation of peroxisome size. The record is from RefSeq and is a predicted model, not a curated record. Gene Ontology annotation, cellular component: peroxisomal membrane. The transcript is spliced from 4 exons. Bases 610 to 1386 code for a protein of 258 amino acids.